Mya arenaria is the source of this 498-nucleotide messenger RNA. RefSeq lists its product as uncharacterized. Lineage: Eukaryota; Metazoa; Mollusca; Bivalvia; Myida; Myidae. The transcript is spliced from 2 exons. The coding region runs from base 1 to 498 and encodes 165 amino acids. The record is from RefSeq and is a predicted model, not a curated record.
AUGGCGGCCUCCAUGUUCAAACCGCCUGCCGAACUGAAUAUCACCGAUGAUAAUGUGUCACAGAACUUUUCUAAAUGGAAACGUCAGAUGGAAGUAUACCUGACAGCGAGUGGCGUAAAUGAAAAAGAGAAAGAAACUCAGGUAGCCGUUAUCUUACUCUUCACAACUGUAAAUAGUGAUCUUGGAGAAGUCCAUUUAAAAGUUGACAAAGAUGCUACCCCGAAAGCAUUGCCUUGCCAAAAUGUGCCAUUAGCCAUUAAAGACCAAGUAAAACAAGAUUUGGACAGUCUAGUUCAACGUGGCAUAUUAAAAGAAGUUACAGAGCCGACAAAAUGGGUGAGCCAGAUGGCUGUUGUCAGAAAACCAAACGGAAAACUGCGUCUGUGCAUCGAUCCACAGCCUCUCAACCAGGCCUUGAUGAGAGAGCACUACAAGCUGCCAGUGCUUGAAGACAUUCUCCCUGAAUUGCAUGAUGCUAAGAUGUUUAAAAAAAAAUAG